Messenger RNA from Arabidopsis arenosa, 2164 nucleotides. The record is from the annotation of a GenBank genome assembly. Lineage: Eukaryota; Viridiplantae; Streptophyta; Magnoliopsida; Brassicales; Brassicaceae.
GAAAGAACAUCUACGACUCUCUCUUCCUCCGAUCUCAUCAAAAAUCUUUCGUUGAAGCUCUGAUUCUCGUCGGUAAAACAAUUCCGGAGCUUGUCAGAAUCUCAACUUCCGUAGACGGAGAAGGCAGCGAAGCAACAAGGAGUCAAAUUUGUAUAAAUUCAAUGACUGAAGAAAACGACUAUGGAGGUAAUCAGAAGAUACUACAUCAAGGAAGUGGAACUAUACCUGCGCUAGCGGAUGAAGAACUUAUGGGAGACGAUGAUGAGUACGAUGAUCUGUAUAGCGAUGUUAAUGUCGGUGAGAGUUUCUUCCAAGCUCAUAAUCAGCCUCAACCACCAGCUCAGGUCGGUGGUACGGGUAAUGCAAGCCUUCAAGCUCAGAAUAGUCAUGUUGCUGCUGAACCGCGAAUGGGAAUUGUCUCUGGAGGUACGGUUGAAGGGAAGUAUCGAAACGAUGGAGGGCAUAAUGGAAUCAGUGGAUCAGACACAAGAUCAGAUGUUUAUCCACAAGCUUCUUCUUUUGGAGGAAAAGGGUUGAAUAUUGAUAUCCAAUCCAACAAAAUCGGACAACAAGGAUCAACAUCUGUUGUGUUAAACAACCAUGGUUUUUCAGGGAAUGCGGUAAAUGUGCCUGAGCUGCCUGUGCAUAACUCCUAUGGUGCUCCGCCUCAAGGUGCUCAGCAGAUUCCUGUUAGCCAGAUGAGUGUGAAUCCAAAUGUAAUGAUGAACAAAAGCCCUACGCAGCCAUUUGUUGUGGACAAUGGAAACACCAUGCUUUUUGUUGGAGAGUUACACUGGUGGACGACGGAUGCAGAGAUUGAGAGUGUUCUUUCUCAGUAUGGAAGAGUCAAAGAGAUCAAGUUUUUCGACGAGAGAGUUAGUGGCAAAUCUAAAGGGUAUUGUCAGGUUGAAUUCUACGAUUCAGCUGCUGCAGCCUCUUGCAAAGAAGGAAUGAAUGGUUACAUUUUCAACGGUAAAGCAUGUGUUGUAGCCUUUGCUUCUCCUGAAACACUGAAGCAGAUGGGAGCUAAUUUCACAGGGAGGAACCAAGGACAAAACCAAAUUCAAAACAGAAGGCCUCUGAAUGAAGGAAUGGGAAGAGGUAACAACAACAACAACAACAUGAAUACGCAAAAUGGAGAUGGUGGAAGAAAUUAUGGUAGAGGUGGGUUUGCUCGUGGUGGCCAAGGAAUGAGCAACCGUGGAGGUCCUUGGGGUGGUGGAAUGAGAGGUAGAGGGCCAAACAACAUGGCUAGUGGUUCUGGUACUGGGCCGUAUGGGCCUGGACUAGCUGGUCCUGCAUUUGGUGGCAUGAUGCAUCCACAGGGUAUGAUGGGAGCUGCUGGGUUUGAUCCAACAUUCAUGGGUCGGGGUGGUGGUUAUGGAGGGUAUUCAGGUAUUGCCUACCCUGGGAUGCCUCAUUCUUAUCCAGGUGUUAAUGCAAUGGGAAUGGUUGGGAUUGCUCCUCAUGUCAAUCCAGCCUUUUUUGGCACGGGAAUGGGAACAAUGGGUAGCGCGGGGAUGAAUGGAGUUCAUGCAGCAGCGAUGUGGAGCGAAGCUAAUGGAGGUGGUGGUGGUGAAGAGGGUGGUUCUGAAUAUGGUGGGUAUGAAGAUGAAAACCAAGAGAAAGAAGAAAAGCCAUCACGAGAUAAAGAACGGGCUACCACGGAACGUGACUGGUCCGAGAACAGUGGUGACAGAAGACACAAGAGUCACCGUGAAGAAAAAGAUAGUCAUCGUGAGUAUAAGCAGCAGAGAGACCGUGAUUCUGAUGAGUUCGAUAGAGGACAAUCUAGCGUGAAAUCUCGAAGCAGAUCAAGAAUGUCAGAAGAUGAUCAUAGGUCCAGGUCAAGAGAUGCAGACUAUGGAAAGAGGAGACGAGGUGACUGAGAAAGAACCUCUUAUGUUCUUCGUCUCUCUCUUGCUGCAUCUAAACGAGGCCAUUUUUAAGUUACUCUGCCUACUAAAUCUAUCUCUUUAGUCUUUAUUAUCAAAUAUUGGAUACAAUGUUUCUCUAUACUUUAUUUACUGAUAGUCAGUCUUUGGAGACGAGCAUAUAUUUGUAAACUAUGUUUUGUUUUAUUGAUGGUUCUACAUUUGUUAUUGUGAAUCAUCAUAGCUUCAAGAAUGUCGUUUGGUUAAGGGAAAAAAGAUGAAAGGAGACC